Molecule: messenger RNA, 1616 nt
Organism: Cajanus cajan (pigeon pea)
Lineage: Eukaryota; Viridiplantae; Streptophyta; Magnoliopsida; Fabales; Fabaceae
Source: RefSeq, a predicted model, not a curated record
UCAAUGUCAGAGAAUCUUAUUUUCUGAGUUACCAAAUCUCCAAAUAACACAAACAACUAUUAGUUAGUUCAUAAGUGAUCCACAACGCCGAUCCAAACUCGCGAAUCACACACACAGUAACUGACGUGGACACUUGAGGCCAUUCAAGCCAGGUGGGUGUUGUUGGCAUUGAGAUUGAGGCCCUAAUGAAGAGGUCUCCAGCAUCUUCUUGUUCAUCAUCUUCUUCUGUUGGAAUUGAAACUCCCAUUCAGUCAGAGAAAAGAAGGCCUAAGCAUCCAAGGAGAAAUUUGAAGUCACAAAAAUGCAACCAGGACCAAACCAAUGGGGGAAGAAGCUCCAUUUAUAGGGGAGUUACCAGGCAUAGGUGGACAGGGAGGUUUGAAGCUCACCUGUGGGAUAAGACCUCUUGGAACAACAUUCAGGGCAAGAAGGGACGACAAGUUUAUUUGGGGGCAUAUGAUACUGAAGAAGCUGCAGCCCGUACAUAUGAUCUUGCUGCCCUUAAGUACUGGGGGAAGGAUGCAACCUUGAAUUUCCCGAUAGAAAAUUAUACCAAGGAUCUUGAGGAAAUUGACAAGGCCUCGAAAGAAGAAUAUUUGGCUUCUUUGCGGCGUCAAAGCAGUGGUUUUUCUAGAGGCAUUUCUAAGUAUCGCGGAGUUGCUAGGCAUCAUCAUAAUGGUCGCUGGGAAGCUCGCAUUGGAAGAGUAUGUGGAAACAAGUACCUCUACUUGGGAACAUUUAAAACUCAAGAGGAAGCAGCUGUGGCAUAUGACAUGGCAGCAAUAGAGUACCGUGGAGUCAAUGCAGUGACCAAUUUUGACAUAAGCAAUUACAUGGACAAAAUAAAGAAGAAAAAUGACCAAACAGAAACACAAACAGCUCCUAACUCCUCUGACUCUGAAGAAGCAGAAGUAGAACAACACACAAAAGUUACACCACCCCCAUCUGAGAAUCUGCACAUGCCACCACAGCAUCAGGACCAAGUUGAACACACUAAUGAAGAAGAACCCUCAAUGACCACUAUGAUGGAGCAUGUGCUGGACCAGGAUCUACCCUGGAGCCUCAUGUACAGUGGCUUGUCUGAGCUUGAACAACCACACUUGGGUUUUGGUGGUGGAAAAGCUGAUGAUUUGGCUUGCAUGUUUGAUGGUGCAGCCUUUGAUGAAGACAUUGAUUAUCUGUUUAGCACAGAGCCUGGUGGGACUGAGAAUGAUAUCAACGUGAGGGCAGUGUUUGACAGUAUUGAGAGUAGAGACACAAAUGAGGCUGGUGGAAGAAUCAUUGUGGGGGAUGAUCAUGACAAUAAGCACAAGAUGUCACCAUUUGCAUCUUCUUCUUCACCAUCAUCUACAACAACUACAGAUUCUUGUAACUUAGCUUUAUGAUCUCUUCAGAGGGUGUUGGAUGAGCUACAUGAGUACAUUGAAUGGAUUUUUCGGCUUUGUUAUGCAUGUUUGUGGUGGUGAAUGGGUGUGAACAUUGGGUGGUGACUUGUGAAAGUGUUCCUUGGAUGUAGGAUUUUUCCUCCUUCGUAUCCCUGACUUGGAUUUUAGUAUAAAGGAGCAAAAACCAAAACAGUGAUUUGGGUGCAAACUUUUUUUUUUUUUUUUUUUUUU